AUGCAUCGAGUCCCUCUCUCCCCGGCCGAGUACUCGAGCUGGUCCGUGCAUUUCGCUGCCACAGGGGUCCAUCCCACAAAAUCAAUUUUCCAUCCAAAAAAGCCCACGAAAGUCUCACGACAGCAACCACUCAAUCCGACCAGACAAGACCCCCUUCGUUGUCGCCAAUCCCCCCCGAAAAAUACCGCCAAGAUGCCUCGCGAAAUCGGUGAUAUCAAGCAGUUCAUUGAGAUUGCCCGGAGAAAGGACGCUUCCUCCGCUCGCAUCAAGAAGAGCACCAAGAACUCCCAGAUCAAGUUCAAGGUCCGCUGCCAGCGCCACCUCUACACCCUCGUCCUCAAGGACUCCGACAAGGCCGAGAAGCUCAAGCAGUCCCUCCCCCCUCAGCUCCAGAUCAAGGACGUCCCCAAGAAGAACCCCAAGGGCAAGUCCUCCGCAUAA
Colletotrichum costaricense is the source of this 441-nucleotide messenger RNA. RefSeq names its product 60S ribosomal protein L38. Gene Ontology annotation, molecular function: structural constituent of ribosome. The record is from RefSeq and is a predicted model, not a curated record. Gene Ontology annotation, cellular component: cytosolic large ribosomal subunit; ribosome. The transcript has 4 exons. Gene Ontology annotation, biological process: protein-RNA complex assembly; translation. The coding region runs from base 1 to 441 and encodes 146 amino acids. NCBI's taxonomy places the organism in Eukaryota, Fungi, Ascomycota, Sordariomycetes, Glomerellales, Glomerellaceae.